Gossypium raimondii (Peruvian cotton) is the source of this 612-nucleotide messenger RNA. Its product is annotated as spindle pole body component 110-like. The record is from RefSeq and is a predicted model, not a curated record. The transcript is spliced from 2 exons. The coding region runs from base 1 to 612 and encodes 203 amino acids. Lineage: Eukaryota; Viridiplantae; Streptophyta; Magnoliopsida; Malvales; Malvaceae.
AUGGAGGAUGAAAAGACGAACUUGAGGUUGGACAUAGACGUUCAGAAGUUUGAAACUGAGAAAUUAAGGAAAGAGAAAAAUAAGGCUGAUGAGGAGCUGGGUAGUCUGAAGACGAAUUAUAAAAAGUUGCGUCUGUUAAUGAGAACUGUCGGGCUAGGAAAAACGUCAGAACAGUGGCAAGCAGAAAUUCGAGAAGAAAAGGACAAAGCCGAUAGAUGGGAACAGAAAUUCCAAGAAAUGCAUAGACGAAACGAGGCUUUAGAAAAGAAGUUGAAAGCAAGCUUGAGCAAGAUAGAGGAAAUAAAGCAAAGAAUCGAAGAGCUAGAAACGGCGUUGCAAAAUUGUGAAAACCAGAUCAAGCAUUUGGAAGCAAAUGAAAAUCAUAAUAAGGAACAACUACACUACUUUCAAAACCAAGUUAGGAGCAAAGAUCAUAUUAUGGAGGAAGCUGUAGUCCAGAUCCGAGAAGUAGCUGAUCAUGUACAAGCUUUGGCAGUACAAGCAGACAUGCUGAGUGUGAAGUAUGAAUUAGAAUCAGAUCGGGGGCAAGAGUUAGUUGUGUUACUUAGGAAGAUUAGAAUGCUGAGCAACAGGGCAAAGCUUUAUUUGUAA